UGGAGAAGCUCAACGAGCGGGAGGCUCGGGUCAACAGCAUCUCUGAGAGGGCCAAACAGGCCGACUUGGAUGCUCAUCUGGAACCAGCAACUCUGCUGGAGGAAAUCGAGCUCGACGACCCGACGGACAGGAAGGUGUCCAUCGGUGCAGAUCUAGAGCCGGAGAUCAGGGCGGGGGUCAUAGCUGUCCUGCGGAGAUUCCGAGUCUUGUUCGCCAGAGGACCGGAGGACAUGCCGGGCAUCGACCCCAACCUCAUAUGCCACAGACUCGCCGUGCGGCCGGACGCCAAGCCUGUACAGCAAAAGAAAAGAUACAUGGCGGCCGACCGACGCGAUUUCAUCAGGAAGGAGACGGCAACUCUCCUCAGCAUUAAACACAUCCGGCCGGUCAUCCACGUGGAGUGGCUGGCCAACGUGGUACUAGCCCCGAAGGGCGACACUUGGCGGAUGUGCGUCGAUUAUUCGGACCUAAACAAAGCUUGUCCGAUGGAUCCUUACCCCGUUCCGAGGAUCGACUUGCUGGUGGAUGAAACGGCAGGCUGUGAGCUGCUCAGUUUCAUGGACGCAUUCAGGGGCUACCAUCAGGUGUUCAUGCACCCCGAUGAUGCCGAGAAAACGGCGUUCGUCACGGCGGACGGCGUGUAUUGCUACAUCGUCAUGCCGUUCGGCCUGAGGAACGCCAUGGCUACUUUUCAAAGGAUGAUUGGGAUGUUGUUCAAAGACGUACUUGGGAAGACAAUGGAAGCUUACGUGGAUGACAUCCUGAUCAAGAGCAAGAGAAAGGAGGACCAUGUCCAGGACAUGGAGAGGGUCUUCGGCAUCAUGGAGAGGGCCAGCAUGAGGCUCAAUCCGAAGAAAUGUGCCUUCGCCGUCCGGGGUGGCAAGUUCCUCGGCUACAUGAUGAGCGAGCGGGGGGAUCGAGCCUAACCCGGAGAAAGUGAAGGCAAUUAUGGACAUGGAGGCCCCGAAGAGCCUAAAGGAUGUGCAGCGACUCACCGGGCGUCUGGCGGCCCUGAGCAGGUUCUUGUCCAAACUGGCCGAUAAGGCGAUUCCCUUUUUCCAGAUCAUGAAGAAGGCCAAUCCCUUUGAAUGGACCCCGGAGUGUCAGGCUGCCUUCGAAGAUUUCAAGGUGUAUCUCUCCUCCCCGCUCAUCCUCACCAAAGCGGAUCCCGGGGAGAGAUUGUACAUGUAUCUGGCAGUGGCCGACCUGGCUGUAAGUGCCGUGCUAUUGAAGGAAUCUGAAGGCGUUCAGCGGCCGAUAUACUUUGUGAGUAAGGCGCUGAACGGCCCCGAAACGAGAUACACACUGAUGGAAAAGACGAUCCUUGCCUUGAUUGCAUCCAUCAAGCGCCUGGCGCCGUAUUUCCAAGCACACCCGGUGACCGUCUACACAACGCAACCCCUCGCCACCAUCCUCAGGAAUCCAAUGGCGAGCGGGAGGAUAACCAAG
This is a messenger RNA of Cuscuta epithymum, 1449 nucleotides long. The record is from the annotation of a GenBank genome assembly. NCBI's taxonomy places the organism in Eukaryota, Viridiplantae, Streptophyta, Magnoliopsida, Solanales, Convolvulaceae.